AUGCAGCCUUCACUAUCCCCCCAUUUCUCACCACCACCACCACCGCCGCCGCCUCCUCUUUCUGAUCUUCCUCCGGGGAGCACUCACAGCAACGGAUCCCCAAACGCUCUAGACGUGGCGGCGGUGGUGCCCGGCUCGGAGUCGCCGGCCGGCCGUGAGUCGCCGAACGCACCCUCGUCCUCCUCGGCGACCAGUGAUUCCCGCUCUCACUCGCAGCAGGCCGCCCAACCAGUCAUUGCGGUCCCUGCCGCCUGUCUCGGCUGCUGCGACGGCCAGAACCCAUGCUCGCGAUGCCGGAGCUCGCAGUCCGAGUGCGUCUACGUCGCCUCGCGGCGCGGUUACAAGGGUCCGAGGAGGAACAACAACACCAACAUCAACAUCAACACCACCACCAACAACGACCCCGCCAAUUCCAACACCAACCCCAACAAGAGGGCACGCUCUUCGUCCCCGACAUCCACCCUUGACGUCGCCGAUAAUGGCUGCUCCAUAUUCCUCGGUGCCGCCGCCGCCGCCGACGACUCGUCCAUGCCCUUCUAUCCCGCCGCCAUCGGCCUCCCGGACACCCCCAGCACCACCUUUGCCACGACGCCCAGCUUCACUAACCUGCAACUCUACCGGUCCUUCGGCGCCGCCGUCGGCUUCGGCUCCGGCUCCGGCUCUGGCUCCAACCAGUUGGCCCUGGCCCAGCCUCAGCCCUCCGGCGUCCCUGCCCAGGUGCCUGUCCCCACCCUUGCCGAGCGGUGUCUGGACUCCUUCUACCACCAUUUCCAUGCCUCGCACCCCUUCGCUCUCCCCAAGGAGUGGCUGCUCCGCGUCAUGCGAGACACCAACAUCGAGCCCCUGCUGGCCGCCAUCCGCUGGAUCGGCGCCCUGUUCCUCGAGGUCGGGCCCGCCCGCGCCGGCUUCCUAGACGAGGCGCUGCGCCUGGUCCAGGACCCCGCGACCCGGCGCGACGGCUUCUUCGUCCAGGCCCUGGUCCUCCUCGUCGUCGGCCUGGACGGGAGCGGCGAGCAGGAGAGGGCCCGCGACCUGCUCGGCGACGCCGAGCGUGUCGCCCUCGAGCUCGGCCUGAACACGCGCGGGUACGCGACGCAGUAUGGCCGCGGCGUCCCCGUCCUCGAGGAGAGCUGGCGCAGGACCUGGUGGGACCUGUUCGUCGUCGACGGCAUGGUCGCCGGAGUCCAUCGCCAGACCAAAGUUUUGCUCUUUGACGUGCCCGCCGACGCCGCCCUCCCCUGCGAGGAGCACCAAUAUAUGUCCGGGACCAUCCCGCCGCCAUUAACCCUCGCCGACCUGGAGGACCAGGACUUCUCCGGCGAGGACAGGGAGUUCUCGUCGUUCGCGUACCGCGUCCUCGCCGGGCGCAACCUGGGGAGGUUCAUGCGCGUCCCGCCCAUCUUCGGCGCGGACGACGAGAACCUGGUGCGGAUCGAGGCGCUCCUGACCAACUGGAGGCUCCAUCUCCCGGCGUCCAAGAGGGACGCGCUGAACCAGAAGCUGCAGCCGGACGAGAUGAUUUUCCAGGCCAACAUGAUGACCAACGCAACGUCCAUCAUGCUCCACCAGCCUCACUCGCAGCUCGACUCGUCGCCCACGCGAUCCGUCACGUCGUGCGCGCCGCACCGGCCGGUGCCGUCGGGCGACCUGUUCAACUCGCACACGAGCCACACGGUGACGUCGGCCGCCGAGAUCAGCCGGAUGAUCACGCACCGCGCGCCGCUGACGUCCCACACGCACUUCUUCACCUGCGUCAUCACGCUCUCGUCCAUCGUCCACCUGAGCCGCUGGGCCCUCUUCUUCGUGCCCCACGACGACGACGAGCUGCGCCAGCAGAUCCGGCUCAACAUCGGCGCCCUCAACGCCCUCUCGGCCGUGUGGCGGGCCGCGGGCAAGGCCGCGGGCCAGGUCAAGGGCGUCGCGCACGAGAUCUACCGGUCCAAGAAGGCGUCGCAGGCCGCCAACCCGUCCUACUGGCAGGGCUUCAGCCAGGAGGAGGUCAUGAACAGCAUCGCCGCCGACGAGACCAUCAUGAACGACAUCGAGACGGGGCUGGGCGGGAUCCCGCUGCCGUCUCUCGACAGCCUCACGGGGUAG
This is a messenger RNA of Colletotrichum higginsianum IMI 349063, 2097 nucleotides long. RefSeq names its product C6 zinc finger domain-containing protein. Bases 1 to 2097 code for a protein of 698 amino acids. Gene Ontology annotation, molecular function: zinc ion binding; DNA-binding transcription factor activity, RNA polymerase II-specific; DNA binding. Gene Ontology annotation, biological process: DNA-templated transcription; regulation of DNA-templated transcription. The transcript is spliced from 4 exons. The record is from RefSeq and is a predicted model, not a curated record. Lineage: Eukaryota; Fungi; Ascomycota; Sordariomycetes; Glomerellales; Glomerellaceae.